AUGUCAACUUUUACUUUUAAAUGGCCAAAAGGUCCUCAAGAAGUUAUCCUUACUGGUACUUUUGAUGAUUGGAAAAAAUCCUUAUAUUUAGUUAAACAAGCCGAUGGUUCAUUCGAAUUAACCGUUCCUUUACCUUCAGAUGAAAAAUUAUUGUAUAAAUAUGUCGUUGAUGGUGUAUGGGUGGUUUCUAAAGAUGAAAAAAUCACUACUGAUGAAAGUGGUAAUGAAAAUAAUGUUUUAGAACAAUCAGAUUUAGUUGCUUCCAGUGCUAAUGGAAGUAAAAUCCCAGAAGCUAGUGGUUUAGUUGCUGCUCCAGCUCCUGUUGAUGAAUUUAAAACCACUGUUAUGCCACAAACUGAACCUGAACAUCCAACUUUAGGUGGAGAACCAGGUAUUGCUAUCUUAAAAGGUGAAGAAUUAGAGACUGCGAAGAAUUUACCUGUCACUAACAUUGAUGCCAAAGCUUUCAAUGAAGAAAUGACAGCUGAAGAAAAGAAGAAACAAAAGAAGAAAGUCAAAAGAUCUCAAUACAAAGCUAAAAAGAAGAAGAAGGCUGCUGCUGCUGCUGGUUCAACUGAAGAUAUUGCCCCAUCUACUAGUGAAGUUACUGGAACUGAAGAAAGUGUUGAAAACACCCCAGAACCAGAAUCUGCUCCAAUUGCUGCUGCUGCCAUUGUAGGUACUGGUGCUGCUGCUGCUGGUUUAGCCACCACUGCCAGUGUUGAACCUGUUGCUGAACCAAUUACCAAAGAAGCUGAACCUGUUACUGAACCUGUCGCUGAGCCAGUUGAUGAACCUGUCGAACCAGUUGCUGAACCUGUCGCUGAACCAGUUGCUGAACCAAUUGCCGAAUCAGUUGUACCAGUAGCUGAACCAACUCCUGUUGAACCAAUCAAAGCUGAUAAACCAGCUGAUUCCCCAGUCGAAACAACCAAGGAAGAAGCCACCAAGACUGAAGAACCUGUCGCCAAAGAAUUAAACCCAGAAGAUCCAGAAUACCACUCAUUAGAUCCAAACUCUCCAGAAAAAGAAGUCACUGCUGCUCCAGCUAAACCAUCUUAUGAUGAAGAUGACGAAAUUGUUAUUGCUCAAGGUAAAGGUGAUAACAUUGCUGAACAAAUUGUUGCUUCAGAAAAUGGUGAAGUUACUGUUGAAGAAAUUCAACCAACUGAAUCUGAAAAGAAGAGAUUAACUUCCAACUUACCAAAAGAACAAUCUAAAGAAAAGAAACCAACUAAACCAACUAAAGAAGAAAAACCAAAGAAGAAAAGUGGAUUUAUGUCAAAAUUAAAGAAAAUUUUUAGUUAG
Molecule: messenger RNA, 1308 nt
Organism: Yamadazyma jaroonii
Lineage: Eukaryota; Fungi; Ascomycota; Pichiomycetes; Serinales; Debaryomycetaceae
Source: the annotation of a GenBank genome assembly